Cynara cardunculus var. scolymus (artichoke) is the source of this 1507-nucleotide messenger RNA. RefSeq names its product AT-hook motif nuclear-localized protein 8-like. The coding region runs from base 167 to 1327 and encodes 386 amino acids. NCBI's taxonomy places the organism in Eukaryota, Viridiplantae, Streptophyta, Magnoliopsida, Asterales, Asteraceae. The transcript has 5 exons. Gene Ontology annotation, molecular function: minor groove of adenine-thymine-rich DNA binding. The record is from RefSeq and is a predicted model, not a curated record.
GCAGCAAAAUCAAAAAAAUCUGUUCUUUAAAACCCUAAUUUCCUCCCCUUCUUCAAACCCCUAAAUCGUUUUUUUAGGUUUCGAGCAGACGAAAAAGGAUCCACCUGCAUUUCAAGAUCAAGAACGAAAAACCCACAAAAGCUUCUGCUUGAUCCUGUGGAAGAAAAUGGACUCGAGAGAAUCUUUAGCACCACCGCCGUCGCUACAACGCCACCAGACCCACCACCAACAGCAGCUGCCGCUGGGGAUGAUGAUGCCACCAAACUCAUACAACACCCACCACCACCACCUACCUAACAACUCCAACACUGCUGCCCCGGCGAACAACAACAGUAUGAUAACUCACGAUUCGAUGCAACAACGUUUCCCUUUUGAUGCUUCUGACCAGUUCGGCGACGGAUCGUCGCCUCCUGGGGGGUUUAGGUCCGGUGGGUUUAACAUUGAGCCGGCGAGGAAGAAGAGAGGACGGCCGAGGAAGUAUUCGCCGUCGCCUGACGGCAACAUUGCGCUUGGUUUGGCUCCUGCUCCUGUAACAACUGGGUCUAGCGCCGGUGCCGGUGCCGGCGCUGGGCAUCUGGAGACUUCAAAUGAUGGUGGUAGCGCCGGUGGUGGAACCCCAAACACCGAUUCAUCUGCCAAGAAACACAGAGGGAGACCACCGGGUUCAGGGAAGAAACAGUUGGAUGCUUUAGGUGCACCGGGUGUUGGUUUUACGCCUCAUGUCAUCACAGUUAAAGCAGGAGAGGAUAUAGCCUCGAAGAUCACGGCUUUCUCGCAGCAAGGACCUCGUACUGUUUGUAUUCUAUCGGCAAAUGGCGCCAUCAGCAACGUAACUCUUCGUCAGCCAGCAAUGUCUGGCGGCACUGUAACAUAUGAGGGCCGGUUCGAGAUAAUAUCUUUAUCGGGUUCCUUCCUGCUCGCAGACAGUAACGGUAACCACAGCAGCAGAUCAAGUGGACUGAGUGUUUCCCUUGCAGGUUCUGAUGGUCGGGUUUUGGGCGGUGGAGUCGCUGGAUCGUUAGUUGCCGCCACACCCGUACAGGUGGUUGUCGGCAGCUUCAUUGCAGAUGCCAAAAAACCAAAAUCUAGCAACCCCCCACCGUCGGCCACCCCUGCAAACAUGUUGAACUUUGGCGGCGGCGGGUCUGUGCCUGGAACCACUCCACCGUCCGAAGGACCUUCAAGCGAGUCAUCUGACGAUAGCGGUAGCAGUCCGCUUCAUCGGGCCCCUGGUUCCUACAACAAUGCAAACCAACAACCACCACCCAUGCCGAUGUACUCCAAUAUGGGGUGGCCAAACUCCACCAUGAACAUGCUCCGCAAUUGACAACCCAAAACCGAGCUCGUGGCUAUUGAAGACCGUUCAUUAUGUGGAAUCUGGUAUCGUUGUAUGAUGCUUUCGUAGUUUAAGUGGUUUCUGACUUGAAUUGUAGAAGCUGUAAUCUAGGAAUCGGAUUUGAUGGAUUUGUAACUGUAGUCGUAUUGAUCUAGGAUUAACCUUUGGUGC